UCAAUGCAAACGCUACGCUGAUGCCGCUGCUCUCCGGGCUCGGCAGAUGAUGUGGGGCACCAGUACUGGGCAACUCUUUCUCCGAGAGUACCGUGAGCAAGUGGUGGCCGAUUUUACGCGGUCACCACAAUAUUUGAAGGAUGUGCAAGAUUUUGGGGUAGACUGCUUCCAGUUUGCCCUUCAGAAGGCCGGCGAGCAGAUCGCCGAGGACGAUUUUGAGCAGCUUGACCCUGGGGCUAUCUGGGAGGCCUUGCCCAAGGUUCCUUCUAGCUUCCAGGGCGAUCCUAACAUACCCUCUGAGCAUGAGUGGUCGUCGAGGCUACUUGAAAGGACUCUGGCUCGAUCAGAUAUCCUUAAGAAAACUUAUGCUCUGCCUGAUGGUCUAACUCCCCCAGCCUCGAUGUUGGCCGUGCUGACCGA
Messenger RNA from Striga hermonthica, 420 nucleotides. Lineage: Eukaryota; Viridiplantae; Streptophyta; Magnoliopsida; Lamiales; Orobanchaceae. The record is from the annotation of a GenBank genome assembly.